This is a messenger RNA of Sesamum indicum (sesame), 1323 nucleotides long. RefSeq lists its product as uncharacterized. NCBI's taxonomy places the organism in Eukaryota, Viridiplantae, Streptophyta, Magnoliopsida, Lamiales, Pedaliaceae. The record is from RefSeq and is a predicted model, not a curated record.
AUGGCGUCCAACACGCAACAAUUUGGGGUUAGACACGAUGAUCCACCUAGGAAAAGCAACAAGGUAAGUAAUCUUGAAGAACGUUUAAAUCAACUCACAACUGUUGUUGAAAAAGUUGUUGCAGAUACUUAUCAACAAGCCAAAGCAUGUGGUAUCUGCACCUUAACGGGGCACGCUACCGACAUGUGCCCAACUCUUCAAGAAUUAACUACCGAACAUGCCGACGCCGUAGGAGGAUUCGCCGGACAACAACAAAGAAGAUAUGAUCCCUUCUCCAACACAUACAUCCCCGGAUGGAGGGACCACCCGAAUCUGAAUUACGGCAACCAACACUUUCAAAAACCCCAAUACCGACCACCUGCACAGCCUAACCCCACGCCUAACACAUCUCUUGAAGACAUGAUGAAAGCACUACAACAGACCCAGGCGAGCAUUCAAAAUCUAGAAUCUCAAAUCAGUCAGCUGGCAUCGUCUGUUGGUAAGCUAGAAUCUCAAGGUAAGCUACCUUCUCAAUCUGUCAUUAACCCUAGACAAAAUGUUAGUGCUAUUACGCUUCGUAGUAGAAAAGAAUUGCAGGAACAUGUGAACGAAGAUGACACCAAACGUGGGCACGGUGUGAAAAGAAAGCCGAAAAAAGAAAUUGAGGUCCAACAAGAACAAACCAAACACGAAGUGGACCAUCCGCAGCCUUUGGUAACUAGACCACCAUUCCCAGAGAGAUUCACCAAAGGGAAGAAGGAAGAGGAGGAAAAAGAGAUCCUUGAAACGUUCCGUAAAGUGGAGGUAAACAUCCCGCUGCUCGAUGCCAUCAAGCAAAUACCCCGAUACGCGAAAUUUCUCAAAGAAUUGUGCACUAGCAAAGGUAAACUCAAGAUAAACGAACAUGUAAGUAUGGGGGAGAACGUCUCCGCAAUUCUCCAACGAAAAUUACCCCCAAAAUGCAAUGAUCCAGAAACCGGGGUCUUUCUUCAACUUGCCGAUCGUUCUGUAGUCUACCCCGAAGGAGUUCUUGAGGAUGUACUUGUGCAAGUUAAUGAAUUGGUUUUUCCUGUUGAUUUUUAUGUGCUUGAUAUAAGGGGGGAUAUUUCUCCUAAUUCUACAUCCAUCUUGCUAGGAAGACCAUUCCUUAAAACCUCAAAAACCAAAAUUGAUGCUGAUGCCAGAAUUCUCUCUAUGGAAUUUGAUAAUGAGGAGAAGUAUCGCCUGAUUCAGAAUGAUUAUCAGAUGAAGAGAAAAUGGGAUCAGGAGUGGAAUGAGUUAAAACUAGGGCUUGCAACGAGUCGAGCUCGACCAUUUUUGUCGAGCUCGAGCUCGAAUCUGUGA